Molecule: messenger RNA, 1362 nt
Organism: Penicillium longicatenatum
Lineage: Eukaryota; Fungi; Ascomycota; Eurotiomycetes; Eurotiales; Aspergillaceae
Exons: 5
Coding region: 1-1362 (453 amino acids)
Biological process (GO): U6 snRNA 3'-end processing
Cellular component (GO): nucleus
Molecular function (GO): 3'-5'-RNA exonuclease activity
Source: RefSeq, a predicted model, not a curated record
AUGCCCUUGGUUCAGUACUCGGAUUCUGAGUCCGAGUCAGACGAAGCGGAUGUCUUGACACCCUCAGCCAAAAGGCCCUGUCACAAACAACCGACAUCGGACAAGACAUCGUCAAGUCUCCCUCCACUCCCAGCAACAUUCCAUGAUCUAUAUGCUUCGGCUACGCGGGUUAGCACUCAAGACGAUCCAAGCCUUCAUGGGGGUCGAAAGCGAGUAAUUCCUCAUGUCGAAGGAAAUUGGCCAACUCACCUCUACCUUGAAUUGUAUCCAUCAAAGGAGGAGCUGGUACUUCUUGGAAAUUUGAUACCUCAGUCCUCAACUUCACAGCCAGGGGUUCAAAGUCUCCUACACAGCGAUCUUGGCGCGCAGCUGCCCCUCCAUAUCAGCCUAUCCCGACCAGUUGUCCUUCGCACCGAACAGCGCAGCUCUUUUGAAAUAUCCUUAAAGAAAGAAAUAGAGGAAUCCCAAAUAGCACCAUUUGCAUUGAAACCUAAUGGACUGAAGUGGGUGUCCAACUAUGAGCGGACACGCUGGUUCCUUGUACUACGAGUUGGGAAGCCUGGACCUGACAGUUUGAAUGGUCUAUUACGCCUCUCGAAUCGUGUACUGGCUCGAUUUGGCCAGCCGCCUCUCUAUGCAUCGCAUGGCAAUCAACAUAAUCAAGACUUCUCCGACUAUUUUCACAUUUCACUUGCAUGGGCACUGAAAGAGCCUUGUCAGGAAGAGAAGGAUCGUGUUGCAGCGACUGACUUGAAACCACUUCAGGAUCUUUGGGUCCGUCGCGCCCGCGUCGCGCUAAAACCUCCCUUUACAAUCUCCUUGGAAAACGACGAUGCAGAUCCCAACAGUCACCUUGAUCUCCAAGCCUUUCAAGCGCAGCACUUCCCAGGACAUGAAACUCUCGGCGCGCCUGCAAACGAACCCGAAUAUGACGAGGACGCUGGCGGCGAUGAAGACCUGGGCUAUUACCCCGAUGGGGUAAAACGGACUCUCACCGAUGAUCAGAUCCGAAUAUUCAGACACAGCGAGAUCCACUCGUUGCUACGCGCAAGGCAACUCGAACAAGACGAUGCCGAAUACGAGGCUCGUCAAGAGUUGUCAGCGAAGGAUCAUCAGGCGGUCGCGGAGAAGUCCCAAGAGGACGGAUUGGCCUCCAAAGCUAUUAAGAGCAAUGAACACACGAACAAGGAGGCGAACGUCCCUGCUGCCAAGAAGUCCAAAAGAUCAGCUGAGCACGACUUGAAUAGCACCAUGUCCGACCCCCUCAACUACGAGAAGCUCCCAGGAUCAUCUGGACAAAGACAACAAUCACGGAAUCAGCACCCAUACCCUGGGCGGAGGAUCAUUUCCUAUGAUGACUGA